GUUGGUGAGGACGAUGGGGGAAAACUUUUUACUCCUGAAGAAUAUGAAGAAUACAAGAGAAAAGUUUUACCUCUGCGCUUGCAGAACAGGUUGUUUGUGAGCUGGCGGUCACCCACGGGAAUGGAUUGUAAACUUGUGGGCCCAGAGACACUGUGUUUUUGUACACAUAGGUAUAAACAACAUAAAACUGACUUUGAGGCGAUUCCUCAGCAGCGCCCCAUCAAUCUGCCUUGCCGCGUGACUGGCUGCCAGUGCAGGGCCUACCUUUAUGUCCCUCUGAAUGGCACCCAGCCUGUUCGCUGCAGGUGCAAACACUUUGCUGAUCAGCACAGCUCUGCACCUGGCUUUGCAUGCAAUGCAUGUUCCAAGUGUUCAGGAUUCCAUAGCUGCUUCACUUGUGCUUGUGGUCAGCCUGCAUUUGCUCAUGACACAGUAGUGGAAACUAAGCAAGAAAGACGGGCACAAGGGAAGCCAGUGGGACAGGAUGUUCCAUAUGCAGCAAUGGGAGGAUUAACUGGUUUCAGCUCAUUGGCAGAAGGCUACAUGCGGUUAGAUGACAGUGGAAUUGGUGCACCUUCAGUUGAAUUUUUAGAGUCUCCCAUUACGGCCAUGGAUCACCCAUUUCUAAAAGCAUCUCAAGCAUCAUCUAGCUCUUCUCCAGAAGCAUUGACAGAUGGUAAUGAAAUUAAAUUUUGAACUAUUUUUGAAUGUAGUAAAUAAGAACACAGAGCACUGAGUUCUUUUCUAGGCUUUUCUCUUCUAUUAUUAUCACAAUUUAACUUCAAGUGAAUCUUUCAUUUUACUUUCUUUUAUAUUGGCCACACACCGAGAAAAAGCAAAGCAACUUCGUUAUGUGUUGGGAGAAAAAUAGCUAAAUCUGCAAAUUUUGAGGAUUCCGAUAAUACUAUAAUUUGAAGGUGUCAACCUUAUUCUGGUACAUGUUGUUACUCUGGUGUUUGGAUAAGAUGGCCCUCUGGUGGACGGAUUGUCCUUGGGUUCUUUCAAAGGAUGUGAUCCAGUGAUAACCAUAGGUCAGCCAGUUUUAUCAAUU
Carlito syrichta (Philippine tarsier) is the source of this 1051-nucleotide messenger RNA. It is a transcript of the gene FAM221A, whose product is annotated as family with sequence similarity 221 member A. Bases 121 to 696 code for a protein of 191 amino acids. The transcript has 4 exons. The record is from RefSeq and is a predicted model, not a curated record. NCBI's taxonomy places the organism in Eukaryota, Metazoa, Chordata, Mammalia, Primates, Tarsiidae.